AUGAUUCUGCACAGUAAAACAACUGAUGAUUCAAAACGAAUACAUAUUAUUUAUAUUGCUGUCAUUCUUACAUCAUGUACACUUGUUAUCUCAAUUCUCUUGGCUGUCGAAAACAUUUAUAUUUUGUAUGGUUUAUAUACAAAUCAUCGAAUGGUUUUGGAUGAGAACACUACAUCUGAUUCUACGGUCAAACGAUCAAAGAAAAUAUCUGCUUGCUUCACUAUUAAAGAUUAUAUUCAUAAAAUCAUCAGAUCGUAUUUAUCUAUACUCAAAUAUCAAUCCAAACAAGAACCUUAUACUAUUGUUAAUAGUGUCUAA
Molecule: messenger RNA, 318 nt
Organism: Rotaria sordida
Lineage: Eukaryota; Metazoa; Rotifera; Eurotatoria; Philodinida; Philodinidae
Source: the annotation of a GenBank genome assembly